This is a messenger RNA of Rhopilema esculentum, 5025 nucleotides long. RefSeq lists its product as uncharacterized. The record is from RefSeq and is a predicted model, not a curated record. Gene Ontology annotation, biological process: protein phosphorylation; intracellular signal transduction. Gene Ontology annotation, cellular component: cytoplasm. Lineage: Eukaryota; Metazoa; Cnidaria; Scyphozoa; Rhizostomeae; Rhizostomatidae. Gene Ontology annotation, molecular function: ATP binding; protein serine/threonine kinase activity.
GGUAUUCAAUGAACAGUUAUGAAAUAAACUAAAAAUACAUUCAAAUAAAGGAAGCCUUAGAUCGUUGUCAUUAACAACCAUAUGAUUCUUCACAAGAACAUCGUCUUACCAACAAUGUUAAAUAAUAGUAAUUGAAGAUUCAAAAUACGCAAUGGAUAAUUUACAUGAGAUUGCCAAUGAGGUAGCAAAAUUAGCUCUCCCAUACGAGCCUAAUUUUACACCACUUUUUAUAACAUGAGUUCAGGCUUGCUGGGUUAAGCUUUUUUCGAAAAUUUGAGCCUUUAUUGCUCUUGCGUGCAGACUUCACUUUCUAUUGCGAAGUGGUGCCUGGGCGUAACUAGCCAGCGUACCAUACUUUCCAUCGCGAAGAAACGAAAUAAAUAUUGCAUUUCCCCUUGUUUUCAUAGCUCUUUGCGGCUGUUAGAUCAAUUCGUGUUGCCUUCCCGGUGUCACUAUGGUGUCACUGACCUUUUGUUUACUUUCUUUGAUGUUUAUCACAUGGCAUGGUAACUAAAGCCAUUUUUUAUUCCCAACAUAAACAAUGUUUCAAAGGAUUUAAGUGAUUAACCUAGGAUCAAAAUAUCGCUACUUGGUUUUAGGAAAAAUACAACAGAAGCAAAUCUGAUAUCGUGCAUUUAUAUUUUAUCCAAGAAAUGACAAAAUAAACUAGUUCCGGUUUUCAAUAUUUCUAUGACGUCGGUUUGUCAUGUGACAUAGAUUUUUGUGAGUUGCCAAAAUAAGUAGUGAAUGUUAAGGCCUGUUUAUAUGGAGAAAAUAAUCCUACUUUCCAGCCUGUGAGCUGAGAGGUGAGAUCCUACUAUCCUAUAGGAUCCUUUGUGUUUUUCGUUUUGUGUUUAAAUGGAACACAAGCCACUUUCGGUUGAUCCCACUGCAUUAUAGUGGGAUUUAACUGAGGUGGGAUGAAUUUCUUCCAUAUAAACGCUGGGAGGUGGGAAGGUGAGAGAAUUAGAGAAAACGGCAUAAAAAGAAAGCGAAAAUGAAAAUAUAUUCUGUUGUGACUUUCAUUAUAAUUCAAUAUGCAGUGCUAAACUCUUUGCUCUACUACGUGCAGGGAUCUUCUCUAAUUAUGAACCCUUAUUUAAUUUGACAUCAAUGAGUAAGGUGGUAAUAAUCGAACAUCUUUAAAGAAAUAGCUGUGUUUUGAACGCUUUUCAGAGUGGCUGGUGUAAUGAUUCAAUGUAUUUUCCUCACAAGGUUAUAUUGUAGUUAAAGCUUAAUAACACCCUUUCAACUCCACUUACCCAUUUACUGAUACAUGCGCAUCAUGACUGUGAGUAGGAAUCCUCGAUCUAUAAUCAACAUGGAAACAUUGAUAACUUGAAGAAGGGUGCGAAGUCCUGGUUCAAAACGGUGACAGUGAAAUUUUAUAGCUAGCAAAAAAGGGCACUAACAUUGUAAAAAAGGGUACUCUUCAUGCAUGUUGCUGGUUCUAUUUCAGUGUUUUGCUCUCAACUAAAAGCUCAUUUUAUAUACUCAUAAGUUUCAUCUGACAUCUGGUUUAUUUUUUAUUCAUUAAGUGUUUUAUGGGUAGGUUUGCUUUGUAUGGGUAGGGAGGGGAGAUCUCCCUCGAUUAGAUAACCUAUUUAGAGAGCUCCUACUUAACCAGUCUACCCUAUAUGCAAUCAUUUAAUGUUUUAACUUGUAGUCCUGUAACGCUUGAUGUAGUUUUAAUAUUGCAUUAGCAUUCAUUUGUAUUGUAAGUGCUUAGAAUUGUAUUUAGGGUGGAUUGAUAAUCAAAUGAAACUAGAACUGGUACUUGUCAAGACUUUUUGGGUAUGAUUACCUCCGGUUCUGCCCCCCCCCCCCAACUUUUUGCUAUUCGUAGUCUUAUAAAUUCUUACCCCAAAACUCCAGCAAUGCUACCGAGGUUUCACUGACAAUGAGCUCCAUUUUGAAUUUUUCGAUCAUCUCUGUAAUAUCCAAUUUUUGAAUUUUUAAAUCUUGUUGAUUCAUAUUUUUCAUUCUUAGCGAGUCGCCAAUUUAAUUGAAUUGAUAAUUAACAUUUGAAAUUGAGUUGGAUUACGCACAGGUUGGAGAACUCAUUGCUUUAACCAAUCAUUCGUAAUUAGUUUAUUACUUUAAAUCAUUAUGACGUCAUUAAUCAUAUCUUAUGUUAUCAUCCCCGUACAGCGUUUACUUUCAGUCAUGGAAAAGAAUAUUCGAUUAAAGAUGUCAGAUGGAAAGGAGGUAGCGUUAAGGCAAAUAGGAAAUUAUAAAUUCCUUGGCAGAACGCUUGGAAAGGGGAAUUUUGCAAGGGUAGAGUUAGCUGAACACAAAUUGACAGGAGCAAAGGUUGCUAUAAAGAUAAUCAACCUCAAGACAGUGAAAGAGGAUUAUGUUAAAAGAAACAUCCUUCGCGAAGCCAUUAUCAUGAAGAAGGUUCGGCACGAUAAUGUCAUCAAACUUUAUGAGACACUAAAAUAUGAUACAAUAUAUUGCUUAGUCACAGAGUUGGUCAAAGGAGGAGACUUGCGCACAUAUGUUCAACAGCAGAAGACUAAGAGGCUAAGUGAAAUGAAAGCGAGGUUGUUUUUUCGCCAACUGUUGUCAGCAGUCAAACAUCUUCAUGAAUCCGGAGUAGUCCACAGAGAUUUGAAAAUGGACAACAUCCUUCUUGAUGAAACCAAGACAGUUAUAAAAAUUGUUGAUUUCGGCCUGAGCAAUUUAUUCAAUAAGGGUGAGCUGCUUCGAACACAUUGUGGAUCUCCCGAUUAUGCAGCGCCUGAGCUUUUCGAGAAGGGGUGCUUUUAUGGGCCUUCAGUUGAUGUAUGGAGCAUGGGUGUCGUUCUAUACGCAAUGGUGAUUGGUCACUUGCCGUUUAGCACGAUGUUUUCUGGAUUUGUUGGAAAAGACGAGCUUUAUAAUCACGCAAAAAAGGGACUGACAAUUGCACACGAGAGAUAUCUUGGCAGGAUAUCCCCAGGUUGCAGACACCUAUUAACGAAACUCAUACAACCAGACCCAGCCAAAAGAAUAUCAUUUCAAGAGAUGGUUCACUACUCUUGGGUUACGGAGGACGGGAAGAAUCCACUUGUGAAAAUGCCACCAGUCUUGAUACCAAAAUCAGUUCGAGCAAGGGUGAUAGACCGUGUUGCAGUACUUUGUAGCAAAAGCAUAUCGAAUGCUGAAAUGCACGUACAGACGUCAAGUCAUGAUGCUGUGUGUGCUGUUUACAAUUUACUAUUAGAUGAUGCAAUGAAGAUAUACAAAACCAAAGUCAAAACCCGUGCUAAACAUAGGCCAACUUCCUCUUUAGGCCACCAAAUUUCUGACCGCAAAGAAGAUGGCAGAAUUGUUGAAACUGAAACUCCCAAUACGAGGCUGACCUCGAUAACGGAUGAGGAUAGUGGAAAGAAAUGUGAUUCCAAUCAUAGUUCUCUUUCAAAACGAGGUACUGACGCUCCCCCGGUUGUAGAAGAGGAACCGAUUGAAUAUAGGGGCAAUAGCCCUUCAACAUCGUCAGAAAAGGCAAAAAGUCAGGUUUCUGGUUUGAAAAUUGUCGAAUUUACAGAUGCUUUGAAAUUAGAAGGAAGAGACAAGUCCCCAAUUAUCAGACAGCCCACCCCAGUGAACAGAUACUGGAAAACGUACAAGCCACAAAAUGAAGCUCAUACCCAAAGCGCCCAAUACAAAGAAGUGAAAACUUUUUUGCAAUCAGAGGCUGUUGAAACUAGCAAAAAAGAUGGGCAAGCAAAGGUAACAGAUAUAUCACGCCAAGAAACAAAACAUCAAAUAUUUUGCGGAGGUAUGCCAAACAGUGUAGAGCCGUUUUGCAAAAUCACACGAUUUCCCGAGGAAGACAAAUCCUCGAAAAGACAAAAAGUUGACAGACCGCCUAGCAUUCAUUCGGCUGACCCAAAACAGAUGAUUUUUGCUGCUGGGUUUCGAAUGACGUCAUUAGCUAAAAAAAUUGACGCCAUUUCGUCAAAAAACGUCUCUAGUUCAUUUCAUGGGUGCAGCUCAAAAGCCUCUGCCGGGAAGACUAAAGAAUCGAGAAGUAUCGACAAUGCUUGCAUUACAAAAUAUUCCCGUUCUCAGUCUCCAUCUGUAUCCGGUAGAAGACAGUCUCUGAAGUUAGAUUAUCGAGAAAGGAUGCUUGUGGAGCAUCGUAGGAUGGGAGAUGGCAAGAUGGUGACUUCUUCAAAUGUCUACUCAAAGGCUCGUGCUUCAACAAGUUCCAGUCAGGCUCCAGUAAAAGCUGUAAAUCGAUAUUCGACAAGGAGAUCAAGUUUGCCAUCUAAUAUAUCGAGCAUGAGAAACGAGAAAAGAUUUGGAACCGCAAUGAGUGAACUUAAAAGGCGCAUUUGUGUUGCCCAAAGUAGAAAUAGAACGGAGAAGCCGAUUGAGUGCAAAACAGAGCGAGACAGAAAAACAUCUGAAACAACAAACAAAUGCAUUUCUGAGAAAAAUCACUGUGAUGCAGUAGAUCGUCCUUCGAAUGAAGGUGAGAUUCAAGGAUUCUUAGAGACAUCCAGCUGUUCUGGGAAACAAAAUCUGGUGCCAAAAAACGAAACAACAGUGUUGAAAAAUGGCGCAACUGGAGGUAUUUGCAAAGAAGAUUUUGACAAUAGAAAGGAUAUAAAAGAAACAGAGAGGGUUGUCACACCUCAAUGCCAAAUGGUAUCUUUGUUUGAUGACCCACGAAGAGGUUCUGCUGGAAUUUUGAAAACACCUUCGCGAUGUUCAAGUGCUGAUUUUGAAAGAAGAAAACUAAGAGUGACCUUUGAAGAUCAAGUGUUUGAAAGUCUGCAGAAAGCAAGCGAUGCAUUGAAAACGAAAGGAACAAUUCGAUACCAAGCAAAGACAACAAAGACUGAUUUUUACAAAAUGUCACCUACAAAACCAAAGAAUACGUCAAGGUAGCAACUAACACAUUUGAAUGAUAAAAAUGUUGUAUUUUGGUAAGAUAAUUUAUUGCGUAUUUAACUUUGAUCUAAAGUUUUUCUUAAGUGAAUUUAUCUCAAAUAUCUCUCAUUUAUCUGCAUAGUCCUUUGGCAUGAAAGG